AUGAACAAGAAUGGCUGCGGUCCCGGCGGGAAGAACGGCGACGGCGGCGCGUGGAAGCCGGCGGUGAUGAUGAUCGCCGGUCAGGUAAUGUUGUCGGGGAUGAAUAUAUUGUUGAAACUGGCAGCCAAUGAUGGGAUGGAUAGCCGGGUUAUCGUGGCUUAUCGUUUUGUUUUCGGGGCUGUUUUCAUGGCUCCCAUUUCAUUCUUUUCCGAAAGAAAAUCAAGGCCGAAAUUGACAUGGAAAGUGUUCUUCUACGCCUGUCUUGCUGGUUUAUUCGGCGGAUCAUUGGGCCAGAAUCUGUAUUUACAAAGCUUGGUACUGACAUCUGCAACAUUUGUCUCAGCCAUGCUCAAUCUUGUUCCUGCUGUCACAUUUCUAGUCGCCCUUUGCUUCAGGUUGGAAAAGUUAGGCUGGAAAACAGCAGCAGGCAAAGCUAAGAUGUUGGGAACAAUAUUGGGAAUAGGCGGAGCCAUGGUGUUCACAUUUUACAAAGGUCCAGAUGUCACCAUUUGGGAUACAAAACUAAACCUUCUGGAGCUAACCAGCAGCCAUCAUUCAGCCACCAAACCAGCAGCUGCUGGAGGUGAUCAUAAACUCGUGAUCGGAAUCAUCCUCGGGUUGUUGAGUUGUGUUUCUUACUCACUUUGGUUGAUCAUACAGGCGCGAGCAUCUGCCGAUUAUCCUGCUCCAUUAUCCUUUACAGGUCUCAUGAAUUUCACAUCAGCGGUAUCGAGUGCUCUUUACGCAGUUUGCAUGCAAAGAGACCCUAGUGAAUGGAAGCUAGGAUGGAAUAUACGACUCCUAGCUGUUGCUUACUCGGGGUUUGUCUGCUCCGCGGUACUGUUCACCAUAGUCGCGGUAGUCGUACGAAUGAAAGGUCCAACAUUUGCUGCAGUUUUCAAUCCUUGUGUGCUUGUGGUUACUGGCUUGGUCAGUUCGCUAGUGUUGGAGGAGGACCUAUUCUUGGGAAACUUGCUGGGAGGAUUGAUCAUAAUUAUCAGUUUAUAUAUGGUAUUGUGGGGGAAGAAAAAAGAGGCAGAAAAGAGUAACAAAUUGGUGCCGAUCGAGAAUGCGACUCCUCCCGAUUUGGAAAUGCAGGAGAAGGAAGAAGUUGACAAGAAGAACAGGAGUACAACUAAUGUGUAA
Oldenlandia corymbosa var. corymbosa is the source of this 1146-nucleotide messenger RNA. The record is from the annotation of a GenBank genome assembly. NCBI's taxonomy places the organism in Eukaryota, Viridiplantae, Streptophyta, Magnoliopsida, Gentianales, Rubiaceae.